Molecule: messenger RNA, 1452 nt
Organism: Capsella rubella
Lineage: Eukaryota; Viridiplantae; Streptophyta; Magnoliopsida; Brassicales; Brassicaceae
Product: putative F-box protein At3g17560
Exons: 4
Coding region: 1-1452 (483 amino acids)
Molecular function (GO): protein binding
Source: RefSeq, a predicted model, not a curated record
AUGGUAGAAGAAUAUGUUAAGCAGUUCCCAAUAAUUGGGUUCGAGAAAGAGUCCAUGAGAUUCAGUAGCGCUAGAGAACUUUACCAACAGGGACUGGGACAUUCAGAGAGAGAAACAAGGAUGACGAUAUCCCAACUGCCACAAGAUUUGAUAGAAGAGAUACUAUAUAGGGUCCCCGUGACAUCCCUGAGACGAUUACGAUCUACUUGCAAAGGAUGGUACCAUCAAGCUUUAUUCAAAGAUCCUAGAUUCAUCAAAAAACACUUUGACAAAACAGCAAAGCAGUAUCAUGCUCUUAUGCUUUUAUCUGAAGCCUUUCACUGCGAUGGCAUAUUGCUAUGCAGCCUCUUGAUGAAGACCAUGAUUGUGGUUUGGAACCCGUUUUCGGGGCAAACCAGGUGGAUCCAAGUAACCCAACUGCAAGAUCACUACAUUGGAGCGUAUGCUCUCGGAUACAACAACAAGGAGUUGUGUCGUAGCUACAAAAUCUUGAGGUUCCGGUGUCAAUACGUAAAGUUGGCGGCAUCAUGGGGCUGGGGUGCACUUAAUGUCACUCCGGAACCAGAAGGCAACAUUAUAUCGGAAAUAUAUGAGUUUAGCUCUAAUUUAUGGAGGAAUCUGGAUUCGGUCCUUCCCGAUCAAGCCUACUUAAAACCUAGUGGUGGUGUAUCUUUAAAUGGGAAUACUUAUUGGAUGUCGUGUAAUAAAAAAGGAGACUACUCACUACUCAGUUUUGAUUUUUCAACAGAAAAGUUUCAACGUUUAUGCGCUCCCUUUCAUCAUGAACCAUGCCAUAUUGAUACUAGGGUUCUCUCGGUUGUUAGAGAAGAACGUCUCUCGUUGUUAUAUCAGAGUAGGAAGACACUAGAGGUGGAAAUAUGGAUGACCGAUGAGAUUGAGACCACAUUUGUGUCGUGGAGCAAGUUCUUAAGAGUAGAUUUAUUAGGAUUAAACCAUUGUUUUUCGGAUUCCAUGAGCUUCUCCAUUAUCGAUGAGGAGAAGAAAGUUGUCGUGUGUUGUGAUGAAGCGGGAAAUUUCGACUUCACAAUGGUGUGGAUUGUUAAAGAAGGAGAAGAAUAUAGAGCAUCACCCGAUAUUUCAGUUGAUGGUGGCGUACAAGCAUGGAGUAUACCACUUCUUAGUGUUCCAAAUAUUUUGAAAGGAUUGGGACUGACUUCGCCAUUCAGUGGCGAAGACGGUAUAACUGAGAUGCUUGAAUCUCCAGAAAUGGGGAAGAAUCUAUCCGUAUCGAACAUUUUCCACAAAGCAUGCAUCGAGGUGAACGAAGAAGGAACAGAAGCCGCAGCCGCAUCAGCUGGAGUUAUAAAACUAAGAGGUUUGCUUAUGGAGGAAGAUGAGAUAGAUUUUGUGGUGGAUCAUCUGUUUCAGUUGGUGGUCACAGAGAACAUAACAGGAGUUACUAUGUUCAUCGGCCAAGUCCAAGAAAACUAA